This is a messenger RNA of Chaetomium globosum CBS 148.51, 5355 nucleotides long. RefSeq lists its product as uncharacterized. Bases 1 to 5355 code for a protein of 1784 amino acids. Gene Ontology annotation, biological process: DNA integration. Gene Ontology annotation, molecular function: nucleic acid binding; zinc ion binding. The record is from RefSeq and is a predicted model, not a curated record. Lineage: Eukaryota; Fungi; Ascomycota; Sordariomycetes; Sordariales; Chaetomiaceae. The transcript is spliced from 6 exons.
AUGUCCAACCCGGCCAGACCUACGCCUGACUCCGACGACGAGGAGGUCGACAACAACGACCUCAAGCAAGAGCUCGAAGGGGUCAAGGCCCUGAUUGAGGGCAUCUCCAAACAACUCGACGAUGUUGCGAAUGCCGCCAAGGUUGAAACCGCAUUUAACGACCUAGCAGCCAAGGUCCAUCAGCUGAGGACCAAGGAAGCGUCGCCUAGGAGGGGCCAGGACCAUCUCAAGGUCGCCAAGCCGCCCAAGUUUGAUGGCACCAAGAGAGAAGAGCUCCAGGGUUUCCUGACGCAACUCCGGUCCUACUUCAGGUUCAACCCAUUCAACGAAGAGGCCGACAAAGUGCUCUUCGCGGCAACCUAUCUGGAGGGUAGAGCCCUUGAGUGGUCUGAGCUUACUCAGCGGGACUACCUCGAACUCAUUGAGGACGAACGCAAGAAGGAGACCAACAAGAUCUUCGAGGCGUUUGUCGACUUCGAAGACGCCAUCACGCAAGUUUUCGGGAUCUUCGACAAGCGAUCCCAGGCGGAGUCCAAGCUCACCAAGCUUCGGCAACAAAAGCGUUUCUACGACGGACUCAAGGACGAUGUCAAGGACGAGUUGAUCAAAGAAGAACGCGAUGCGUUGACACUCGACGCCUACAUGGCACGCGCCAUCGCCAUCGACAACCGUCAGUAUGAAAGACGACAGGAGCGCACCGGCAAGAAGGACGCAGUCUAUCCCAAGGCGAACGACAAGAAGAAACGCCAGCCCCAGAGUACGUCACACGGCACUCACUCGGGACCCAUGGACAUCGGUGCUGCCCAGGCACAAUGGGCAGGAAGGAAGGGUGGUGCCAAGGACAAAUCGGGCAUCACUUGCUACAACUGCGACAAGAAGGGUCACGUCAAGCGUAACUGCCACAGCAAGAAGGAGUGGCGACCAGUUCCAGGGAAGGAAGCCGUCACCAUCGACCAGGCCACGGUCGGGAAGAAAGUUCGGAUUCAGGAGGUUGCAGCUGCCAGUUACACGCAGGACGACCUCGAAGUCGACAUCGAGCAAGCCCUCAAACGAGAAGACGAAUUGACGGGCUCAGACUCCGACAACUCCGAGUUGGGAAACGAGUACGCGCUCAUCACCUCGGACGACGAGGGGAAAGUGGCGCCCCCGCGGCACAUUCAACAGGCCGCGCAAGACUGGGGUACCACGUUGACCCAGCAGGCCGACGGAGAAUGGACGACACACACAGGAGAUGGGAAGGUCAGGCCUAGCCUUUUCUUCCUGCAACAACGGAUUCUAGAACAACGACAAAGGAUCGAGGAACUGGUCAGGGAAAAGGAGGAGCUCAAACAAUUGCUCCAAGCACGAAACGACCAGUACGAGCGACUGCGCACGGAACUCGACUCAAUUAAGGAAGGAGUGCGAGAACUCACCAGCACCCACGAGGACAUCGGUAGACACAUCGACGGGAUCGGAAGGGAAACCCAAGCCAUGCGCGAAGCGCAGGAGCGGGCGUGGACCGACCACGCCCCGUGGGACAGGCCCACGGAGCACGCAGAGGAAUGCGGGGACGGGGUUCACUACCCGGAGCAAGAAUACACCUGGGCAGAGGUGCCGGGAACUGCAUUGAAGCAGACUGCGUCAUCCACGCAAACGAAAAACUGGAAAAGCAUGCAGAAGGGAGGGUCCAACUCUACAAGCAGACUCCCAGAAGGAGACAGAGGAGAUCGGGAAUGGCUGAACCCCAGGAAGUUCAGUGGCUCCAAGAACACCAAACGAUCGAUGCCGCAAGCCAAGGCCGCGCAGCACAGGAAGAACUGGCGCAGAAGGAAGCCUUGCAACGACCUCCCAGCAGACGAAUAUGAAGCAGCUGCUGUACGAAGCACCAAGCCAGACAACAGGCUCUGGAUCGCAGCGCGAUGGGGGAGGAUCAAAGGAAAAGAAUACAUCGUCAAGGGACCAUUCGACACACAAUGGGCACGACGAGAAACAGAACCACUCGACAUGGAGGUGGCAGGAAAGACCACCCAAGUGGUAUUCGAUAUCGUGGACAUGGGGCCAGAGAAGGACAUGAUCCUCGGACGCCCAUGGCACGAGGACUACGACCCGGACAUCAGUUGGAAGGGAGAUGGCCAUCUGCGACCGCGAGAACCGCGGGAGCAUCCGACAGACUUGAUGAAAGAACGCGCAGAACAGGAGCCACGGAUGAGCAGAGGGUCAGAACGAACCCCCUCUACGGGCCCACCGCAGGAAACAGCCAGUGCAGAAACACGCACUCUGGAAUCCGGAAGAAGCGGCACACGACAACAGAAGCAGACACGGGAGGCACGAACCAUCGCCGUCGUCUCAGUGGACGAGCACGGGAAGCUCAAACACGAAGCAUGGGUCAACCGGAAAGAAGCAGCAGGCAUUGAGCUGCCAGCACAAGAAAUCAAGAUACCCGAGGCAUCAUUCAUCGAGUCAGGAAACAAGUUCGCGUACUAUGAAGCGUUCACGGCAAAACAUCUUGCAGGGCUGCCAGAUCACGGACCUUGGGACCACGAGAUCAAACUCAAGGAAGGAGCCCAGUUGAAGUUCUUCAAGGUGUAUCACACCAACGAGAAACAAGAUGCGGAGUUGAGGAGCUAUCUCGAAAAGAAUCUCGAGAUAGGACACAUCAGACCAUCGACAUCUCCAGCAGGCUACCCAGUCCUAUUCGUUCCAAAGAAGGAUGGGAAGCUCAGGAUGUGUGUGGACUACCGACAGUUGAACAACGAGAGGGUGAAGAACCGAUACCCACUGCCACUGAUCGCGAGGCUUCGAGAUCAGCUGUCAGGGGCACAAUACUACACCCGCCUCGACCUCCCAACUGCCUACGCCCACAUUCGCAUCAAGGAAGGAGACGAAUGGAAGACGGCUUUCCGAACACCCUACGGGCACUAUGAGUACCUCGUCAUGCCAUUCGGAUUGACCAACGCACCGGCAACAUUUCAAGCCGCCAUCGACCACGCAAUUCGACACUGCCUCGAUAAAUUCGCAGUCUGUUACCUGGAUGACAUUCUCAUCUAUUCCAAGACACUCGAAGAACACAAGGAACACGUGCGGCAGGUGCUGGACGCACUGCACGAGCACAAGUUGUCAGUCAACAAGGACAAGAGCGAGUUCCAUGUCAAGAAGACAGUGUUUCUGGGUUACGAGAUCUCCCCAGGAUGGGUCAAGAUCGAACCCGAGAAACUGGAAGCUGUCAGAACGUGGCCAACACCGACAAACGCCACAGAGGUCAGAGGAUUCAUCGGAUUCGCCAAUUUUGUCAGGAUGUUCAUCAAAAACUUUGGCGACAUCGCGAGGCCUCUACACGAGCUCACGAAGAAAGGCACCACAUUCCAGUGGAAGCAGGAGCACGAGCGAGCGUUCCAGCGGAUGCGCGACGCGAUUACCGCUGAUCCAGUACUCAUGCUGCCUGACCCAAGCAAACUUUUUGAAGUCGAAGGCAACUUGGCCAGAGAGACAAGGACGGCAAGCUGCACCCAGUUGCGUUCUUCUCCAAGAAACUCGAGGGACCAAGACUCAACUACCCGAUCCACGACAAAGAACUGCUCGCAGUCAUCGAAGCAUUUCAGGAAUGGAGGCCAUACCUCGGCGGCACAACACAACGAAGUUCAGGUGCACACGGGCCACAAGAACCUACGGUACUUCACCACCACGAAGGUGCUGAACGGACGACAAACUCGAUGGGCAGAGUUCCUGUCUGAGUUCAACUUCACAAUCCACUACAAGAAAGGCUCGGAAAACGCACGAGCGGACGCCUUGAGUAGGAGAGCGGAUCACCACGACAACACAUCUGAAGCCUCACCACCAUUGCUACAUCAGCAGACAGACGGAUCGCCACGGCACGCUUCCCAACCGACUGAAGACUACGAGAUCGCAGCGCUUCAGCAGCAGUUGGAAGAUCCCGAAGCCAGGCCUCUGCAACCGUUUGUAGAAUGCUGUGCGGUCUUCAGGGAACGACGAUUGGAACGAGAUUUCCAAGGAAUCAUCACGGACGAUGAACGCGAUAAAUGGCGAGAAGAGCCAGAAUCCAAGAUCGCAGGACUGCGACUUGAAGGAACGAGACUCUGGUACCACGACAAGGCCUACAUCAGGCCCAGCGACCAAAAGGAGCUCAUUCAAAAGAUCCACGGGUCAAGACCCGGAGGGCACAUGGGAAUCAGCAAGACAAUUGCGAAGGUCAAGCAGAAUUACGACUUCCCAGGAAUCAAGCAAGCGACAAAAGAAAUCCUGGCAGAGUGUGACCUCUGCGGACGAAGCAAAUCACGGCCACACAAGCCGUAUGGACUGUUGCAACCAUUACCGGUCGCAGAACGACCAUGGAGCUCGGUGACAAUGGAUUUCAUCACCAAGCCUCCGACAUUAAAGGACUCAGCGACGGGAACGAAGUACGACAGCAUCCUCACAGUGGUGGACAGACUCACCAAGUGGAGCUACUUCCUUCCCUACAAGGAGCCAUGGUCGGCAGAACAACUUGUAGACGUGAUCUACCGCAAUGUCACCUCGGUCCACGGAUGGCCGGGGGAAUGGAUCACGGACAGAGACACAAAGUCCGCAUCGAAGUUUUGGCAAGCCCUAAUGACGAAGUUGGGUACGAGGAGUAAGCUUUCGACCGCUUACCACCCGCAGACGGACGGACAGACGGAGCGACUCAACCAGAUCGUCGAGCAAUACCUGAGAGUACCACGAAGGUCACGCCAUUCUUCGCGAAUUACGGCUACGAAGCAGACUUGCGACAAGGGUCCGACGUUUCGGUACCCAGAGCGGGCAGUCAAGGCCGACAGAAUGAGCUCGCUGCAUGCGAUGCUCAAGGAAGAACUCGAGUUCGUACGAACCAGGAUGAAGAAGUUCUACGACAGGAACAGGCUCGAGGGACCUCGCCUAGAAGAGGGGGGCAAAGUUUACCUCAUUUCUCGAAAUCUUCGCACGAAGCGACCAAGCAGGAAGCUCGAUUUUCGCAAAAUCGGACCAUUCAAGAUCGACAAAAAGAUUUCGGAGAACAACUACGCACUCGCGUUACCCUCAACCAUGCGACUACGGACCAACGUCUUCCACAUCUCGCUUCUGGAACCAGCGCCGAAGAACGCACGACUCGACAAGGACGUUGAAGAAGUCCUAGACUCGCGCAUCACGGAAGGACAGUUGGAAUACUUGGUCAAGUGGCUGGACUUUGGUCCAGAAGACAAUUCAUGGCAACCAGCUACAAAUCUCAACUGCCCCGAGAAACCCCAGGAGUUCCACCAGAGGAACCCAGAUCGACCAGAGGGAACCCCGCGGAGAGGUCGACCCCAGCGAGGGGACUCCCCAAGGAGCAGUCGAACCCCGAGGAGGAGUCGGCGAAAGAAUUGA